UUGCUUCCCUUCGCCCCAGAGUCCCGGAGUCGCUGCCGCCUAUUCUACCCGCACCGCGCUCGCUGCCGCCUCCUCCUUCCCAACAUGACAGACGCCGCCGUGUCCUUCGCCAAGGACUUCCUGGCAGGGGGGGUGGCCGCCGCCAUCUCCAAGACCGCCGUGGCGCCCAUCGAGCGGGUUAAACUGCUGCUGCAGGUGCAACAUGCCAGCAAGCAAAUCACCGCUGACAAGCAAUAUAAGGGCAUCAUGGACUGCGUGGUCCGUAUCCCCAAAGAACAGGGUGUGCUGUCCUUCUGGCGUGGGAACCUAGCCAAUGUCAUCAGAUACUUCCCCACCCAGGCCCUCAACUUUGCCUUCAAAGAUAAAUACAAGCAGAUCUUCCUGGGAGGGGUGGACAAGAGGACCCAGUUCUGGCGCUACUUUGCCGGCAAUCUGGCAUCAGGUGGUGCAGCUGGGGCCACGUCCCUGUGCUUCGUGUACCCUCUCGAUUUUGCCCGUACCCGUCUAGCUGCUGAUGUGGGCAAAGCUGGAGCUGAGCGAGAAUUCAAAGGCCUUGGCGACUGCCUGGUUAAAAUCUACAAAUCGGAUGGGCUUAAGGGCUUGUACCAGGGCUUUAACGUGUCUGUGCAAGGAAUUAUCAUCUACCGGGCUGCCUACUUUGGUAUCUAUGACACGGCCAAGGGAAUGCUCCCGGACCCCAAGAACACGCACAUCUUUGUCAGCUGGAUGAUCGCUCAGUCAGUCACAGCCGUGGCCGGCCUGACUUCCUACCCAUUUGAUACUGUCCGACGUCGAAUGAUGAUGCAGUCAGGGCGCAAAGGAACUGACAUCAUGUACACAGGCACAAUCGACUGCUGGAAGAAGAUUGCUCGUGAUGAAGGAUCCAAAGCUUUCUUCAAGGGGGCCUGGUCCAAUGUUCUCAGGGGCAUGGGGGGUGCUUUUGUGCUUGUCUUGUACGAUGAAAUCAAGAAAUUCACAUAAGUCAUUUCAUAGAUUCCCCACCACCGGCUCUAUGAACAGGCAUGCUGUAUUAUAGAACACAUCUCAGCCUUUCUCAACAGACUGCUAGCUGUAUUUAUCAUUGGCAACUCUUCACUGGUUGAAAAUGGGAAGCAAUAAUAUUUACCUGGCCAGUCUUCUUAAAGCCAUGCUGAUGAUGAUGAUGGGACUCAGUUCUGUUUUUUUAUUUCAGUCACUCCUGGUAACACAUUUGAAGAAAUAAAAAGAAAAUAUCUGAAUUAUAA
This is a messenger RNA of Erinaceus europaeus (western European hedgehog), 1244 nucleotides long. RefSeq names its product solute carrier family 25 member 5 (gene SLC25A5). Gene Ontology annotation, cellular component: mitochondrial inner membrane. NCBI's taxonomy places the organism in Eukaryota, Metazoa, Chordata, Mammalia, Eulipotyphla, Erinaceidae. The record is from RefSeq and is a predicted model, not a curated record. Gene Ontology annotation, biological process: mitochondrial ADP transmembrane transport; mitochondrial ATP transmembrane transport. The coding region runs from base 85 to 981 and encodes 298 amino acids. Gene Ontology annotation, molecular function: ATP:ADP antiporter activity. The transcript is spliced from 4 exons.